ACAAGUUAGUCGGAGAGUGAACGGAGAAGAACUGUCCGAGUGGGGUGGGCCUGGAGGGGUAAUUGGCAGCUCCAAAGUCUGGGUGCUCUUAUCGCGCGAUUCGACUCCUCGUAUCCUAUCUGACUACCCCAUCCCGGAAUUGGCCCACCGGCUUCCGAGGUCAAGCUCUCCACACUUCAACACUACAACCUAUCUCUGAUAAUACAACUCACUCUUCACGCUCUGUAAAGUUACGGCGAACCCAAGCAGCCUCACCCCGGAAAGUCUGCCAUAGUCGAACCUAUACCGCGAAGACCCGGCCAUCAUGGCGACCUCAACGGCCCAUCGCCGCCUUCUCCAAGAAUACCGCGCCUUGACCAACAACCCACCAGAAGGCAUCACCGCAGGCCCCGUCUCCGAAGAAGACCUCCUACACUGGGAAGCGCUGAUCCAAGGGCCCGAGGGGACGCCAUUCGAGGGCGGUGUAUUCCCUGCUGAGCUCAAGUUCCCGAAAGAUUACCCGCUCGCGCCACCGUCCAUGAAAUUCAUCGGCGAGGUCUGGCAUCCUAAUGUAUAUCCAAGCGGGCUGGUCUGCAUCUCGAUUCUACACCCCCCGGGAGACGACCCGAACCACUACGAGCAUGCAUCCGAGCGUUGGUCGCCAAUCCAGAGUGUGGAGAAGAUCUUAAUCUCAGUGAUGAGCAUGCUAGCGGAGCCGAACGACGAGAGUCCUGCGAAUGUGGAGGCUGCGAAGCAAUGGAGGGAGCAUAGGGCAGAGUACGAGCAGAGGGUUAGGGACGGAUGCCGGAGGAUGCUAGGUUUGUGAGGCGCUAUUUCACAAUAAGACGUGGGAGUGAGGAUGGUAACAAUAUCUGGCAUUGUGGUUGGGUUUACGUAGCGUCGGCGUGUAUGGAGUUUAUUAGGGAUAAUGAGAAAACGUGUUCUAAUGGUCGUGGAACUGGUGUCCCUUCUCUUCUUCGUUCUGCUUCGUGGCGUAGGCGUUCGUGUGCUUCCAUAGCAUCAUAAUUAUAUUUGAGUAGGCGUUGACGAUGGUGGGGAUUACAGCACUCUAGGGCAGGGUGAUAUUCACAUGGAAGCUCUAGAAAUGGUACCACAG
Messenger RNA from Pseudogymnoascus destructans, 1096 nucleotides. It is a transcript of the gene UBC7, whose product is annotated as E2 ubiquitin-conjugating protein ubc7. The transcript has 2 exons. The record is from RefSeq and is a predicted model, not a curated record. Gene Ontology annotation, cellular component: endoplasmic reticulum; cytosol. Bases 305 to 805 code for a protein of 166 amino acids. NCBI's taxonomy places the organism in Eukaryota, Fungi, Ascomycota, Leotiomycetes, Thelebolales, Thelebolaceae.